Messenger RNA from Trichoplusia ni (cabbage looper), 988 nucleotides. RefSeq names its product probable DNA-directed RNA polymerases I and III subunit RPAC2 (gene l(2)37Cg). The transcript has 3 exons. Gene Ontology annotation, cellular component: RNA polymerase I complex; RNA polymerase III complex. Gene Ontology annotation, molecular function: protein dimerization activity; DNA binding; DNA-directed RNA polymerase activity. Gene Ontology annotation, biological process: DNA-templated transcription. Bases 237 to 539 code for a protein of 100 amino acids. Lineage: Eukaryota; Metazoa; Arthropoda; Insecta; Lepidoptera; Noctuidae. The record is from RefSeq and is a predicted model, not a curated record.
CAAUUUAAUGAUCAUAACAAUAAUAGUGCAAGGUGCAAACAGAAAGCGACAAUCUGUUAUGCCGUAAAAAUAAUAAUGCGAGUGUAUCCAAUUCAAAAGAGCAUAUUUUUAUGAUCCUUCAAAGGAAGAAAAACAAGUAGUGAAAUAUACACCCUUAUUACACAUCUGUUACUUGUUUUGCAGCCAGAGAGGCAAGUUUGCAUUUUGUGUUCCCAACUAUAUUUCAAAGCCUACAAAUGAAGAUUUCUGAGCUACCGGGUGAUGAAGAUUCUGGACCCACAUGCAGAACUUAUGUUUUUCAAAAUGAGAGUCAUACUUUAGGAAAUGCUUUAAAAUGUAUUAUAAAUAGAUACGAAGAUGUUGACUUUUGUGGGUACACUGUACCACAUCCAGCAGAAUCCAAGAUGCACUUCAGAAUACAAACAAGAGAAACUCCAGCUCUAGAAAUACUGAAAAGAGGUUUAAAAGACCUUGAAAAAGUUUGUGACCACACCAUAGACCUAUUUCAAAAGGAAGUAAAAGAUUUUAGUAAAACUUAGAGAAGUGUAUUAUUUUUGAGAAUCCAUUUACCUUUUUUAAUGAGAAGGAAUUCACUUAUUCCUUCUUGUUGAAAAGAUAAAGGCUUUCUGUACCAUUUUUAGUAGAAUAGUACCUAUCAAUGAACUAUAAUUGAUUUAAAUCUGUAUUGCACACUGCUGCUUUUCCUACUACACUGCCACUCUACUCACUCUAAACAUCAAUAAAGAUUACCUAAUGCAUCAUCAUCAUCCUAGCUUUUUUUCUAUUUUGGGGUCGGCUUCCAGUCUAACAGGAUUCAGUAAAUACCCGUGUUUUACAGGGAGUGACUGCCUGUCUGACCUCAACACAGACGGCGUCAAGCAUAGAUUAUGCAGCUUUGCGUCAAGAUCCUCUGAUGUGCCUUUCAACCAUUAAUAAAAUAUGAACAACUGAUUCAGUGGAAUAUAUGAUUUUGACGUUUGUCUUGAUA